Molecule: messenger RNA, 1736 nt
Organism: Thalassophryne amazonica
Lineage: Eukaryota; Metazoa; Chordata; Actinopteri; Batrachoidiformes; Batrachoididae
Gene: wrap73
Product: WD repeat containing, antisense to TP73
Exons: 13
Coding region: 141-1505 (454 amino acids)
Biological process (GO): protein localization to mitotic spindle pole body; mitotic sister chromatid segregation; microtubule anchoring at mitotic spindle pole body
Cellular component (GO): mitotic spindle; microtubule organizing center; MWP complex
Molecular function (GO): protein binding
Source: RefSeq, a predicted model, not a curated record
CAAACAAAUCGGCUAUAUCGACAGUCGUUUUGUGGACACGUGAAGAAAAAUAGUCCUUAUUAAGUCGUCCGUGGAAUUCUCGUGUUUUUCCGGUAACUGGUCACAGCAGAAUUACUCUGAGGAACAGUUAUGGUCAUAAGAUGAAUUUCUCUGAGGUCUUCAAGCACUCCAACCAGCUUUGCAAAGUUUCUCCAGAUGGGAAAUACUUGGCUACCUGUGUCCAAUACAGGCUGGUUGUGCGAGAUAUGGCCACCCUGCAGAUCCUACACCUUUACACCUGCCUGGAUCAGAUAUCCCACAUGGACUGGUCCUCUGACUCCCUCUUUAUCCUCUGUGCAAUGUACAAGAGAGGCCUGGUGCAGGUGUGGUCUCUGGAACAGCCGGAGUGGCACUGUAAGAUUGAUGAGGGCUCAAUUGGACUAGUCUCCUCACGCUGGAGUCCAGACGGACGUCACAUUCUCAACACCACCGAGUUCCAUCUGAGAAUCACCGUCUGGUCCCUGUGCACCAAAGCCGUGUCUUACAUCAAAUAUCCUAAAGCAUGUCAGAAGGGUAUAGAUUUCAGCAGAGAUGGCUGCUAUAUGGCCUUAGCUGAACGCCGUGACUGUAAAGACUACGUUAGCGUGUUUGUGUGUGACGACUGGCACUUGCUCAGGCAUUUUGAGACAGAGACACAGGACCUGACGGGCUUAGAGUGGUCUCCGAAUGGCUGCGUGUUGGCAGUGUGGGACAGCUGCCUGGAGUACAAGGUGUUGCUGUAUUCUUUGGAUGGCCGCUUGCUGUCGACCUUCAGUGCCUACGAGUGGUCGCUUGGUGUCAAAUCUGUCACCUGGAGCCCCAGUAGCCAGUUCCUGGCUAUCGGCAGCUACGAUGAAAAAGUCCGUAUCCUCAAUCACAUCACAUGGAAGAAAAUUGCCCAGUUUGAUCAUCCGACAACAAUCAACAACACAAAAGCUGUCCUGUAUAAGGAAGUGGAGAGACGAGCACCCGUGGGCAGGGACGAGCUGUCUUUACAUGACAUCACAGCAGGCGGCGCCUUCAUCAGCUCCCAGAGCAAAUAUGAGAUCUGUGCACCACCAGUCCAGAUACCUGUGGUCAAACCAGAUCCAGACCGAGCCAACCCCAAGAUUGGCGUCUCUUGUCUGGCCUUCAGCGCAGACAGUCGCUACCUCGCCACCAAAAACGACAGCAUGGCCUCUGUUCUGUGGGUGUGGGAAAUGCAGAAGAGCAGCCUGGAGGCUGUGCUGGAGCACACCGCAGCCGUCCGGUGCUUUCAGUGGGACCCUCGCCGGCCCCGACUCGCACUGUGCACUGGCAACUCCAAGCUGUACCUCUGGUCGCCAACUGGCUGCGUUUGUGUUUCCAUUGUCAUUACAUUGGUGUUUGUUUCAGAUGGUUUUCAGGUCCAGUCCUUGAUCUGGCACUGCGGCGGGGACUCUCUGAUUCUGCUGGGAAAGGAUCAUCUGUGUGUCUGCUUCAUGGACACACAGGACAAGAGUAACUGAGUGAAAUUUAUUUAUUUUUUUAUUAUUUCACAUUUCCCACCCAAACAGGGAACAGGACUGGAUUCAGUUUUUUUUAAUAUGUAAACACACACACUCCUUUGUAAAUUUACACUGAGUUUUCAGCUGAAGAUCAAACUCUAGCUCCUUGCUGUUUAUGGCACUCGGUGCUGGUUACUGAGACAUUUUGUCCUGAUUUAAAAAAAAAAAAAAAAAAGUGAUGUUCCUCCAAAA